GUCUUAUAUCAUGGGCGACUCGUAUGAUGACGAUGUUGUAUCCCUGAGUUACUCGGGGGAUGAGAAUUUUGACUUUGAGGGUCCCAAACCGGCCAGCGGCCGCAACAGACAUGUGGAGACCGAGGUCAUUGUGAAUGACCCAGAUACCGGCCCCAGCAAACCCCUGGCGCGGGGUACGCGUACACAAACUAAAGCAGACAAGUUGACUGUCAAUAUUACUAAUAAAAAACGGGCUGGUGGUAAGCAGACGCAGUCUGCCGCUAAAAAGGCCAAGGGGAAUGAGCAAGUUAAGUUGGACUCAGUUCUGACGGCCAUUCAGAACCUUACCACCGUUAUUGCAGAUAACGAGAAAAGGCGAGACGUGGCUCCGCCAUUGACUUCCGGUUUCCUCGAGGAGGAAGGAGAAACGCCGGCAGCUCAGACGUUGUCUGGGGCUAACUUAUCACUAUUUGAUUCGGGGGACGAGGUCUCCGAGAUUGGCGAAGAACAAGACUUCGACUUCCAAUUAGCGGACAUUUAUGAUAAGCAUAAACUCGGACCGGCCAUUCAGUCUGAGAAGGUUGCCACGAGUGUCACCACGGCGGUGAGGCAAAGGCGGACGUGUCCGCUCUCACAGAGAAAUAUAAGAUUCCUUGAAACGUUGAAGCGUUUAUUCCACCGAAAACGAAUGGUGAGGUGUGGAAUUUCUUAGGUGGUCAGACGAGGACUAGGGAUGUUUCCCUACAGGAAAUUCAAAAACUACUUGGACAUGGUAUGGUGCCGAUUAUCCAACUAGUGGAGAGUUUGAGGUCGAAGACUUUUGAUACGGGGGCCGCUAGAGGCCUUCUCUCGGACUCGUUAAGCCUCAUGUGUAAUGUUUUCUAUGAGAUUUCGGUGCGCCGAAGACAUUUGAUGAGAACAAAUCUACCUCAGAAACAUCUACAGGCCCUGUGUAACAGUGACACGCCGUUUACAGCCGAGUUGUUUGGGGACAGCGUCGCAAAGAGAAUAAAAGAACUGGAUGAGUUGAACAAGUGUACUGCCAGAAGUAGAGGGCAAUAUCAGUAUGGACAGAAUAAUCGUUACAGGUCAAAAAACCAAUCAGGUUGGCAGGGCCAGUGGGGGCAGAACCGCCGGGGCCGAGGAUCCGGAGGGCCCAGGGGCCGGUCGAACAGAUUCCGUCGAGGCAGAAGGUCAGCCCACAUGAACAAUGCCAACCAGAACCAGCACAAGGCGUCUGGUCAGUAGAAGUAUCG
Pecten maximus is the source of this 1235-nucleotide messenger RNA. RefSeq lists its product as uncharacterized. NCBI's taxonomy places the organism in Eukaryota, Metazoa, Mollusca, Bivalvia, Pectinida, Pectinidae. The record is from RefSeq and is a predicted model, not a curated record.